AUGACGACUCCUACCAACAUUGAUGCCAAGGAUAUUCGAGCACACUGGGCCAAAUAUCAGGGCGACAAGGAUGUUGCGGGCUGGGCCUCCCUCUGGGACAAAUGUGAUAAUCUGCCCUGGGAUCGUGGCUUCCCCCACCCCGCGCUAGAAGACACCCUCGCCCAGCGAGCUGGCACCAUUGGCGGGCCCAUCACCGAGGACGGUGAGAGGCGGAAGGCCCUGGUGCCGGGCUGUGGACGUGGAGUCGACGUGCUCUUAUUCGCGAGCUUUGGGUAUGAUGCCUAUGGCCUGGAGUGCAGCGCCGCGGCUGUCGAAUCCUGCAAGAAGGAGGAGAAGGAGAACCAUAGCCGGUACCGCGUGCGAGAUGAGAAAGUUGGGAGAGGGAAGGUUACUUUCGUCCAGGGGGAUUUCUUUGAUGAUACCUGGUUGAAGGAAAUUGGAGUACCUCGAAAUGGAUUCGAGGUCAUUUAUGAUCACACGUUUUUCUGUGCUCUGAACCCAGAGCUCCGUCCUAAAUGGGCUCUCCGACACACCGAGCUCCUUGCUUCCUUACCUGUGGGCAAGGAUAAGAAUGGGGUGAUCCAUGACAGAGUCUCUAUUUGGCGUCGACGUGACUAG
Molecule: messenger RNA, 618 nt
Organism: Metarhizium robertsii ARSEF 23
Lineage: Eukaryota; Fungi; Ascomycota; Sordariomycetes; Hypocreales; Clavicipitaceae
Product: thiol methyltransferase
Exons: 2
Coding region: 1-618 (205 amino acids)
Molecular function (GO): thiopurine S-methyltransferase activity
Source: RefSeq, a predicted model, not a curated record